UGGCCUUUUCCUGUUCACGCCUGUACGGACGAAGACGUGAAUGUAAGUUGUAAAAUAGGAAUUACCAUUACGACGAGACAGUUUCGUGCCGAGGCAGUGCAAAUUGAUAUUGUCGAGUGGUUCAGAGCAGCCAGGAACCGCGAGUGAUCGUACAGAUAAACAUGGAUGAGAAAGAAGUAUUCGACGACAUGGUGGUGGCAACCACAAAUACAUUGCCAGUAGCAAUGCCAGCUGAACUACCUGAGAUCAAGUUGUUCGGACGCUGGAAUUGUGAUGAUGUACAAGUAAAUGACAUGUCUUUACAAGAUUACAUCGCUGUGAAAGAGAAGAAUGCCAAGUAUCUUCCCCAUUCAGCAGGACGUUAUGCAGCAAAACGUUUUCGCAAAGCUCAGUGUCCCAUUGUGGAACGUCUCACAAAUUCUCUUAUGAUGCAUGGCAGAAACAACGGAAAGAAAUUGAUGGCUGUGCGAAUUGUGAAACAUGCCUUUGAAAUUAUUCACCUUCUUACUGGCGAGAAUCCUUUGCAGGUUCUUGUCACAGCCAUCAUUAAUUCUGGGCCAAGGGAAGAUUCUACGCGUAUUGGACGUGCUGGUACAGUAAGGAGACAAGCUGUGGAUGUAUCUCCCUUACGUCGUGUUAAUCAAGCUAUUUGGUUGUUGUGUACUGGCGCGAGAGAAGCCGCAUUCCGCAACAUCAAAACAAUCGGCGAAUGUUUAGCCGAUGAACUUAUCAACGCCGCUAAAGGAUCCUCAAAUUCUUAUGCAAUUAAGAAGAAAGACGAACUGGAGCGCGUUGCCAAAUCGAAUCGAUAAACAUAACUCUCAAUAUUGGAAAAAAUAAACGUUCUAUCUUUAAAGUA
Nylanderia fulva is the source of this 859-nucleotide messenger RNA. It is a transcript of the gene RpS5a, whose product is annotated as ribosomal protein S5a. Lineage: Eukaryota; Metazoa; Arthropoda; Insecta; Hymenoptera; Formicidae. Gene Ontology annotation, molecular function: structural constituent of ribosome; RNA binding. The record is from RefSeq and is a predicted model, not a curated record. Gene Ontology annotation, cellular component: small ribosomal subunit. Gene Ontology annotation, biological process: translation.